AAUUUUUCUCAAGUGUAACCGUCUAUCCGUGAAGUGAUGCCAGUCUCUACGGAAACCGUAUGUCAACAAGAUAGAACAACAAGCAAUUGGUAGUUGCGUAAAAUUUUAAGAGGACUGCUUCAUUUCCAAACCAAAAUGUAUAAGAGACGGAUGAAAGACAAGAGGAGAAAGCAUUCUCCACACAGAAGAAGACGUAGAAAUCCAGAAAGAGAUGCAAAAUAUUCCUCAAGUAACUGCAAAGUGGUAUGUUACGGACCCCCAAAAGACAAAUUAUGUGGUUGGGAAAGGAACAAUAGGCGGGGGAGACGUGGAUGUGGACCACGUGGGCGUCACAGAAGUGGAAGUCGUCAUAGAAGUGGAAGUCGUCAUAGACAUGGAAGUCGUCAUAGAAGUGUAAGUCGCCAUAGAAGUGGAAGUCGUCAUAGACAUGGAAGUCGUCAUAGAAGUGGAAGUCGUAAUAGAAGUGGAAGUCGUCAUAGACAUGGAAGUCGUCAUAGAAGUGGAAGUCGGCAUAGAAGUGGAAGUCGUCAUAGACAUGGAAGUCGCGGUCGAUCAGGAAGUCGGGGGCGAAGAAGCAAAAGUCCACCUGUAAUAAACGACCAAAGACCCCAAAAACCUGAUGUACAAGAUGAGGAAGAGAAACGUGUAAAUGAAGAGGAAGUCAACAAACGCUUUCAUGUUCUUGGUAUCGAUUUUAACAUUCCGCUUAACACCAAGGAUCAUCACACAGACAAAUUCGAAUGCACCGAGGAAAGAGUAACAGAAAGCGAUGGCAAAAAACUUCCACCUGAAUUGGUUGUUCGCAGGGGACAGUCUUUCACACUGACCAUUACUUUCGACAGAGAAUAUGACAAGAAGGAGAACGAUUUAGAGUUCACUUUCACAACAGGAUCUACCCCAAAACCACCGAAAGGUACAGCUGUUGAAUUCGAUAUGGACGAAAAUACCGAUGGUACUGGUCAUCACUCAGAAUGGUAUGCAAAGAUGGUUGAGAAAAAAAAUAACACAAUCAAAGUAGAGAUUACACCUGCAUGCAACUGUAUUAUUGGUGAAUGGGAAUUCUCCAUUCUAACGUCAUCGAAAAUCCAACCAGAGGACGACCCCAUGUUAUUUAAGUAUACAAGUGGCAGCGAUAUCACCAUUUUAUUGAAUCCAUGGUGUGAACAUGACGAAUGUUACCUAGCAACAACAAGUCUUUUAAAUGAAUAUGUUUUAAAUGACACUGGAGCUGUUUUUCAAGGCAACUACAAACAAAUCAACGCAAAAGUUUGGAACUUUGCUCAGUUUGAAAAUAAGGUUUUGGAGAUAAGUUUGGAUCUUUUAUUGGAACAUUUUGGUGGUCAGCCAACAAUUGAUAUGAGUGACCCCAUUAAGCUGUCAAGAGCUAUCACAGAAGUUGUAAAUGCAAAUGAUGGUGGCGUUCUGGUCGGAAAUUGGAGCGGCAAAUAUGCCGAUGGAGUUUCUCCAACCAUGUGGUCUAGCAGUGAGAGUAUUCUCAACAAAUAUGACGAGACUAAUGAGAGUGUCAAAUACGGACAGUGUUGGGUUUUCUCAGCAAUAACUACAACUAUAUGUCGCGCACUAGGACUGCCGUGUCGGAGUGUAACAAACUUUAGUUCGGCCCACGACUCAGAUGGAAGUGUAGCUAUUGAUGAAGAAUAUGCAAAAGAUAAAAAGACUGGAAAACUUAAAAGACUUAAAACUGGCGAUUCAGUAUGGAAUUUCCAUGUAUGGAAUGAGUGUUGGAUGUCACGGAAUGAUCUUGGGAACGGAUAUGAUGGUUGGCAAGUCAUUGAUGCAACACCACAGGAAUUAAGUGGCGGUGUAUUCAGAUGUGGACCUGCUCCAGUAACUGCAAUCAAGCGUGGGGAACUUGGGAGAAUGCAGUAUGACCUUCCAUUUGUAUUUGCUGAGGUUAACGCUGAUGUUGUUAAAUGGGUUAAACUUUCACCAUCGAAAUGGGAAAAACUUGAUGUAGACACAUCCAGAGUUGGUAAAAAUAUUAGUACGAAAGAGCCAGAUGGUAAACCAUACGAUAAAAAUACUUCAUUAUUUCCAUGGAAUUGGGGUAAAGAUGAUGGACGUCUUGACAUUACACAUGAAUACAAAUACAAAGAAGGAACUCUAGAAGAAAGACUAGCAGUACAAAAUGCUGGUAAAGCAUCAAAGAAAGUACGACAAGUUGAAGAAGCUGAACAUAUGGAUGUGGUGAUGGAGAUUGUUCAUAAAGAUGGUACUUUACUUGGAAGCAAUUUUGACGUGGAGGUCAAGGUGAAAAACCAAUCUAAGGAUCGUAAAGUAAGGACCAUCACAGUUCUGGAUGUAGGUGUAGAACCAAAGCUGUAUACUGGUGAAACUGGCGACGAAUUUGCUGAAAAGCGGUACAAUGACAUCCGAUUGAAAUAUGAAGAAGAGGAAACAUUUAAGUUUACCCUGAAACCAGAUGACUAUCUAGACCAUCUCACAGAGCAGUAUAUGAUGAAUAUAACUGCUACUGCUCAAGUCAAAGAGACCGGCAAAGUACAUAUUAAAGAAGAUGAUUUCAGACUUAGAAGGCCAGAUAUAGAAGUUGAGGCUCCAAAAUCUGGAAAAAGAUACAAACCGUAUGAAAUAAACGUGUCUCUGAAAAACCCGUUAUCUAAACCAAUGACGCAAUGUGUUGUUCAUGUGGAAGGUAACGGUAUAGUGAACGUUGAAGAAAAGAUCAGCGACAUUGCUGCAAAUUCAACAUGGAAGCACUCACUGACAAUAAAGGCCAACAGAUCGGGGAAAAGAACAAUGAAUGUCACUUUGGAUUGCAAAGAGAUCAAAGAUAUUACUGGCUACGCAAACAUUGACAUUGAGCCAUGACGUUGAUAAUUUUAUUUUAUAGUUAGAACAAUUUGUUCAUUAAAAUUUAAUUUAGUUGCGUUUAAUACAAAUAUAAAAAGAACUUGCUUUCAGUAUAGAAAAUAAUGUAGUGAUUUCUUAUAUAAGCCGUAGUCUUCCGCUUUGAAAUGGGAUCCGAUGCUCAAUUUACACUGUGAUAGAUUAUAUUUGAAAAAAAUGAUUUGAUAGAAAAAUUAAAUUAAUAGUGCUGUAACAAUAUCUUAUACACACAGUUUACAUUUAUAUUAUCAACUGAGUUGAACACUAUAGCAAUAUGGCGAAUAACAAAUAACAGCGAACAACAAUGACACAGAACCGAGGGCGCGCAGCAAACCUUUACCUUGAUAUGAGGGUUGCAAAAUGCUACUCUUAUCAUAUAUCAAAAAAAAUUGCCAGUUUUUAUUUUACUUUACUAAUAUAGCAGCAACACUUAAUCAGAUUGUUUGUUUUAUACUGAUAUCAUUUUGUUGUCAUUAUUAUUAUGAAUUGUUAGAAUUUUUAUUAUAUAUUGUUAAUCUUAUAUAUGUUUAGAAUAAAACUUUGGUCUCAA
This is a messenger RNA of Mytilus californianus (California mussel), 3418 nucleotides long. RefSeq names its product annulin-like. Lineage: Eukaryota; Metazoa; Mollusca; Bivalvia; Mytilida; Mytilidae. Gene Ontology annotation, biological process: peptide cross-linking. Bases 136 to 2850 code for a protein of 904 amino acids. The transcript is spliced from 16 exons. Gene Ontology annotation, molecular function: protein-glutamine gamma-glutamyltransferase activity. The record is from RefSeq and is a predicted model, not a curated record.